UUGGACAGGACAAGUAAAAAAAAAAUAAAAAUCCUUGCAUUGAGCAGCCAUAUUGGAAUUUUCUUUUCUACCCUUUGGUCAAUUCACUGAAAAUGUCACAUGCCCAAAGCCGAGUUCCUGAUUGGUCGCCACGCUGCACCUGACACCCGAUUCACGGCGCAGGACGUCAGAUCGUGUCUGUACAUUGACUUAACAGUGAAAGUCUUCGCCCCUGACAUCACAUAUGGUGUGAAUGCAGAAUAAAGCUUUAGUCACAUGCACCCAUAUAGACGUUGACCCGUACAGGUGCAGGUUUUUGCGUUGUCCGGGUCCAUUGAGGGUCAUGAAGAGGAGCGACUAAAUCUGACCGCGACUAAAUCUGACAGUGAACCCAUGUCUGUGCUAAGUGUAAUGUGAAGUAAUUGUGAGGUUAACCAAUGUGAUGAGUAAUGCUUUCGUAAGGUCUUCUUGUGCAAUGUGCAGUGUUGUGCAGGAGUGUGUGUGUGUGGGGGGUUAUUGACCUCUAACUAGAAAUUUGCUGCCGUUUCAAAAAUGGCACGUUUCCUUCUGCUCCUGAUGAGCAACAAUUUAAACUAACAUUUACUCAGAAAUGUAAUUUUAAGCCUAAUAUCCUUUAAACGUGUCCUCCAUUGUGAGAAAAAUGCCACAAGAAACACCAAAAACACAACUUUUGUCAGAGUGGGUCUUCAAAAAAGGUCUCAGUCCCUGAUACCACAAACUUUGCUUCAUAUCCUCCGGUCCUGAAAGUGUUUGAACCUUUAACAGAUAUUAUGUUUUUUCUUUUAGAACAGGAAAAUUUUAGAGUCAGAAACAUCUAAAAUGGGCAGCACAGCUCAGAGUCUCCGGAUAUUCUUAUUUGAGAAACAGAUGCUGGAGCACAGAUAAAAUCAACUGGAGGAAAAAGUUUAGUUUUUAAGAAACACUCAGAGAUCUCAGCUUUCAACAACUAAUAUGAAGCAUGUCACAACACCAAGCCAGAGUCACAAAUGUGACUUAUUCUGUCUAUAAACCAAGAAAACAGCAUUGAAAGAUUCAAAUUAUGUACAUUGCAUGAAGUUGACUGUAACUGAAUGUUUGUGUGGAAGUUCUUCCAGUGGUUGUAUUGAACUGAAUGGGAGUCUCUCUGCAGCAUCAGUGCAUGAAAGAGUGAAUGACAUGAGUGGAGUUUGUUCUGCUGCUACUUCCUGAAUGUUUGCAGUUCAGAGCUGACUGCUUUCAUCAGGAAACAGUGAAGUCUGCUCAGUUAGUUUGAUCUCUAAAGAUGUCCACACAAACUGAAGCUGCAGCAGAUUGGAGAGUGAAAUUUAGCAGAAAUCUUCAUCCAGAUGGAAGAGAACAAAUUGAGGUGGAGAUGUUCGAUGAAGAGCAGUACUUUGAUUUUGGAUUACAACAAACCGAAAAUCCGAGGCAGAUAAAUCUUCAAGCCAAGAGAGUUUUCAAGUUUUCUCUGGGACUUUUCUAUUUUCUGAUUCUGGCUGGACUCAUGACUCGCUAUCUUCUUGCGUCUCUGGAAAACAACAGAAUCAAUCAGCAACAGACCGAGAUGUCAGUCAUCAAUAAUCAUCUUUUGGAUGAAAUAAAUCAGCUGAAAAAAAAGACAGAAGGUAACUGGUGUCCUGAAGAAUGGAUGGAAUUUGGAAACAGCUGCUACUUUAAAUCCACUGUGCAGAAAAGUUGGACUGACAGCAGGAGAUUCUGUCAGGACAGGGGAGCUGAUCUGUUGGUCCUAAACAGCAAAGAGGAGAAGGAGUUUGUUUCUACAUUAAAUCAGAAUGCAGAAUCCUGGAUCGGUCUGUUUGCUGAAGAGUCACAACAGAAACAUGAAUAUGAAUGGAAAUGGGUGGAUGGAUCACCACUGACCAUAACGUUCUGGAAUGAGAGGUAUUCAAAAAAACCGUACUACAACUACAAUGCAGGCUCCCUAAGUGCUGAUGGGAAAUGGACACAACGGGACAAAAAAUACAACAUAAACUGGAUCUGUGAAAAAUAAAAUUCUGGAUUUGUCUUGUUCCUGAGAUGUGUGUUGAUUUAACUGUAAAUUAUUGAUUAAAGGAAGGUUGUAAUAAAUUAAAUGUAAAGGAGCUAACUUAGAGCAGCAUAUCAGACUCAGGUUUGGUCUAUAGCAAAACUGGAAAACAAGCCCACACCAUAAUUCCUCCUCCACCAAAUUUAGCACUCAGCACAAUGUUGUCCCAAAUGUACCGUUGUCCCAGCAACCUCCAAACCCACACUCGUCCAUCAGAUUUCCAGAUGGAAAAGUGUGAUUCAACACUGCAGAAAAAUUGUUUAAAGCAUCAGAUGAUAAAUAUGCAAGGAUAUUUUAUUCUUUGAAAUAAAAUACCCAUCCUGCUCUAGAGUCCAAUGGCAGGAUGGUUGGAUACAGAGUUUCAGACCUUUGAUUAAGAAUAACCAAUUAAGCUAAGGAGCCAAAUUAUGUCUUAAUUUUCUGAAGGGUGAACUGAGACUUUGUAACUCCUACUGGGUUGUGGUCAAUGAGAAAUCAGCCCAAAUGGCUCUUUCAGUGUUAAAGGUUGCAGACCCUUGAUCUGUGGUGUUUUGCUAGACACACAUGUCUUUGGCAUCCAUACAGCAAGUCUAGAGAUACUGUUUAGGACUCAGAAAAUCCUUAUUUUCUGCAGAGUUUCUUCCUGCUGUUUGCAUCUUUGAUUGAUUAGAGGUCACAGUUCCUUCUUUGUAGGUAACAUAAAUGCAUUUCUCAAAGUUAACAGCCAGUGAUUCUGUUUUUUAUUCUCAGAAAAUCUACUAGAAAAAGAAAGAUAACAUACCGUCCUUAGAUUAGUUUUUCUGUCCUGCUCAUGUUUUGUGUGCUUCAGUUGUUUUGUGAGCUUAAAUUGAAUUUGGAAACAUUUGAAAUGUAAAAAACUAUUAUAAUAAAAAAAAUGAAAAAUGUUGGCUCACUUUAUUCACUCUGUCAAAUAUGUCCAGGGUUGAGUACAGGUAGUUCUUCCAGAAAGGGGACAUUUUAGAAUUGCUGUAAGCAAAUAUAAUAAGUCAAAUGCAUAAAUUAAAUCAAAACCAUGUGGAUAAAAAGAAAAGAUAAAACUGUAAAUUACUUCGUCAGAUCAAGUUUAAUCCAAAUUAUCUGACGAGUGACACAUGUAGAAAGGAUGGAAACCAAAAGAAUUUUUUUUUAUUUGAAUCCAUUAAAUUAGCUUUUUGCUUUAUGUAUUUUGUUCCUUUGCCAUCAGUGGACACAAAGUCUGCUGAUAGAGUUUAAACGAAGCAAAACAUAUAAACACAUUAACACUGUCUUUGAAAAAACCAAAUAAAA
Messenger RNA from Oryzias latipes (Japanese medaka), 3292 nucleotides. RefSeq names its product CD209 antigen-like protein D. The record is from RefSeq and is a predicted model, not a curated record. Lineage: Eukaryota; Metazoa; Chordata; Actinopteri; Beloniformes; Adrianichthyidae.